Messenger RNA from Cuculus canorus (common cuckoo), 2058 nucleotides. RefSeq names its product probable G-protein coupled receptor 141. The transcript is spliced from 2 exons. NCBI's taxonomy places the organism in Eukaryota, Metazoa, Chordata, Aves, Cuculiformes, Cuculidae. Gene Ontology annotation, biological process: G protein-coupled receptor signaling pathway. Gene Ontology annotation, molecular function: G protein-coupled receptor activity; oxysterol binding. Gene Ontology annotation, cellular component: membrane. The record is from RefSeq and is a predicted model, not a curated record. Bases 93 to 1037 code for a protein of 314 amino acids.
UUGCAGUUCCUCAGCAGCACUUCUCUUCAGAUUCAGGGAGCUGUACAGAAUGAGGCAAGUCUCCUGCUUUGCUGCUAGACAGCGUACAGGAUAUGUACAAGGAAGACUUCGGGAACAUGAUUGAAGAGAGUAGGAACAGCAGUGAUUCCUCCUCUGCCUUUGCACAUACCGACACCAUGAGCACUAUACUGAUUACUGUCUACUCAAUUGCGUUUGCUGGAGGUGGGAUUGGGUCCAUUGCAAUGUCAUUAGUGCUGGUCAAGAUGAACACUCUCUCUGUGACCACUACAGCCAUCAUUAACCUGGUUGUCGUGCACAGCCUCCUCCUCUUCACAGUGCCCUUCCGCCUGCAUUACUACGUCAACAAGAAGUGGAUAUUCAGGAUGCCAUUUUGCAAAAUGGUGAGUGCAAUGGUGCACAUCCACAUGUACUUGACCUUCUUAUUCUACGUGAUUACACUGGUGAUCAGAUGGCUCAUCUUCUUUCAAUGGAAGGACAAGGUGGAGUUUUACAGGAAGCUGCAUGCCAUUGCCGCAAGCACUGCCGUGUGGGUCUUUGUCAUGGUCUUUGUGGUGCCUGUCUUAUACUUCGAGUAUGGACGCUCAGGCCCAUAUAACGAUACAAUAUGCUUUAAGUUCCACAAAGAACUGCAGCAGGAGAGCGUUAAGGCCCUGAACUACACCAUAAUUGCAGCUGUCACUUGCCUUACUUGUGUCCUUCUGGGCUUGCAAGUGUUUAUCCUGGUAAAAGUGUCAAGAAAGCUCUCCACAUCCCUCUGGUCACACCAAGAAUUCUGGGCUCAGGUGAAAAACUUGAUUUUCAUCUGUGUCAUCAUAAUUUGCUUCCUUCCCUAUCACCUAUUUAGAGCCUACUACAUACAGCACGUGAAUGAUUUUGGCCAGUUAGAAAGCUACAAUGAAGUAUGUUUGAGUCUGACUGCCCUCAGCUGCCUAGACCUUCUGUCAUUCGUGCUGAGUGGAAGCCGUCUCUUCAAGCAAAAAGUGGAGAUACUCCGCAGCAUGUUGUCUUGCUGCUAGCACAAACCUCCUCCAGCAUGUGCAUAAUGGACCUGGUAGAGCACAGUGCUGGAAAGGCAUCACAACCCCCAUCCUGAGAAAGUCAGAAUGGGCUCUGCACACCUUCCUCCCUGGAAAAAAUGGGAUGAACUGCCUCCAGUGUCUCAGCUGAUAAAAUGGAAGGUUAACUCUGGGUGCUCAUGGUGCUACAUAGGGACUUGUGGAUGUACCUGGAGGAGAGGGAGGGAAGGGCAUGGGCUUUUCUGUCUUAUUAUUUUUACAUCAAGGUUUGUGAAGUCAAAGGCACUAGGAGGAGAUUCAAGGGAAUUUGCCAAGUAGGUAGAAAUGCAAAUAGAAAAGCAGGUUUUAUGGAAUAAGGUACAGAUUUUUGAAAUUUAAAGAUCGUUAUAGUUUUCCACAUAUACAUUUCUUAUUUAUUCCCGAUAAGAUCUUAUAAAAUAACAGGGAAGCUAUUGUUCCUCCUGAGUAGGCCUGCUCUUUCACUGUAAAGAGAAGUACCACUUUCUAAUGAACUGAACAAAUAAACCAGCUAUUUAAAAACAAACUAGCAGUAAAUAUUUAUUUCUUAUAAGAUUUUUCUCAAAAUAUCACUUUUUGAAGAUGGUAUCACUGCAGUAGAAAAGGGUUUGUUUUCCUCUUUCACACAUUAUGAAAAUGUCUCCAACAACGACACAUUAUUAUUGAAAUGAACAUUGGAAGUUCAAACAAAACCCUGUACUUUUAUUUACACAAUUGUUCAAUUUAAGAAGAAAGAGUUAACAGUGAGGAUCAUUUUAUUUAGAUCAUUCAGACAACAGUUUUCUCCUCUUAAAAAGUCAAAUAAUUUAGUUCUCCAAGGUAACAAUUUUUUUUGUUCUUCUGUGUUAUUUUUAUGAGGUUUUGAAGUUUAUAGCUAAUUACUCACGCUGUCUUUAGCUUGAAACCAAUUCUGUAAAUUUAGAACUAGUAGAAGGAAUUGAAAUGUUACUUCUUGAAUUGGAAGAAUGGAAAAAAUUAAUAAACCUGGUGUAGCUAAAAAGCU